Messenger RNA from Fusarium coffeatum, 2307 nucleotides. RefSeq lists its product as uncharacterized. Gene Ontology annotation, biological process: carbohydrate metabolic process; ergosteryl 3-beta-D-glucoside catabolic process. Gene Ontology annotation, molecular function: steryl-beta-glucosidase activity. The transcript has a single exon. Bases 1 to 2307 code for a protein of 768 amino acids. NCBI's taxonomy places the organism in Eukaryota, Fungi, Ascomycota, Sordariomycetes, Hypocreales, Nectriaceae. The record is from RefSeq and is a predicted model, not a curated record.
AUGUCGUCUUUUCGUUUGUUGAUUGAAGACGGCCAGUUCCGUGACGGUCACGGCCGUCAAGUCGUCCUUCGCGGUAUCAAUCUCGCCGCCGAUGCCAAACUUCCAAGCGAACCCGACCAGCCAUCCCAUGUUCCCACCGACUUCUUCGACGGCGAUAACGUGACUUUCCAUCAGCGCCCUUUCCCUAAGGAAGAUGCGCGAUCUCACUUUGCGCGCUUGAGACGAUACGGUUUCAACACUAUCCGUUAUAUCUUUACAUGGGAGGCGCUUGAGGCGGCAGGUCCUGGUAAAUAUGACGAGGACUUUAUUCAGCACACAAUCGAUAUCCUGAGGAUAGCGAAGGAAUAUGGCUUCUAUAUAUUUAUGGAUCCUCACCAGGACGUUUGGUCUCGUUUCACCGGCGGUUCAGGAGCACCGCUGUGGACAUUGUAUGCAUGUGGUCUUAACCCACAGAGCUUCGCUGCGACUGAAGCCGCUAUUGUUCAGAACACUUACCCAAAUCCCGAAGAAUUUCCAAAGAUGAUUUGGUCGACAAACUACUACAGACUAGCAGCUGGAACUAUCUUCACCCUGUUCUUCGCCGGUAAAGAUUUCGCUCCCAAGUGUAUUAUUGACGGCGUCAACAUCCAGGAUUAUCUCCAGGAUCACUUCAUGAGAGCAUGCGGCCAACUCGCCCAGAGAAUCCAUGAGGCAGGAGAUUUGGAGAACGUCGUCGUUAUUGGAUGGGAGAGUAUGAACGAGCCAAACAAGGGCAUGACGGGUUACAAGGACCUUACUGUUAUCCCCAAAGAACACCCUCUGAAGAAGGGCACAUGUCCAACCAUGUGGCAGACGAUGUUGACUGGUAUGGGACGAGCGUGUGAAGUCGAUACAUGGGAAAUGGGUGGUCUCGGUCCCUACAAGACUGGAAGCACACUAGUGGACCCUCACGGCGAGAUCGCAUGGUUGCCAGAAGACUACGACGACUCACGAUAUGGGUGGAAGCGCGACCCGGGCUGGCAGCUUGGGCAGUGCAUUUGGGCACAGCAUGGGGUUUGGGAUCCCAAGACUGACACUCUCCUUCGCAAGGAUUACUUUGCCAAAAACCCCAACACUGGCAAACUGAUCGAUUACCCGCAGUUCACCAACACAUACUUCAUGGACUUCUGGCGCAAAUACGUCAAGACUUGUCGAGCCGUUCAUUCGGACUGCAUCAUGCUCAUGCAAUUCCCCACUCUCGAAUUGCCGCCAGAGAUCAAAGGAACCGCAGAUGACGACCCUCGAAUGGCUUUCACCCCGCACUACUACGACGGCAUUACGCUCAUGACAAAGCAUUGGAACAGCACAUGGAACGUCGACGUGGUUGGAGUUCUGCGAGGCAAAUACUGGCAUCCAGCUUUGGCUAUCAGAAUUGGAGAGACUGCCAUUCGCAACUGCCUCCGUGACCAACUCGCAACAUUAAGACAGGAAGGUCUCGAUCGCACCGGAAAGCAUCCAUGCGUGUUGUCGGAAUUCGGCAUCCCAUACGAUAUGGACGAUAAGAAGGCCUAUAAAACAGGUGACUAUUCGAGCCAGUCAGCGGCAAUGGAUGCCAAUUAUUUUGCGGUGGAGGGGUCUCAAAUCGAGGGACACUGCUUGUGGACAUAUUGUGCUAGGAACGACCACGCGCGGGGAGACUUUUGGAAUGGGGAGGAUUUGUCCAUUCUUUCACUUGACGAUAAAACUCUUCCGGAAUCUCCUCUUCCCGAAUACUCCCAGUCGACACUAGAUUUGGCAAGGACUGCGACUACUACAAAUGCGAAGAAGGACGUGGCCGACGAUAGAAACGUUACACCCGACAACCUCAAACGAACACUCACCAACCCAUCAAUCAGCUCCGCGCCCUCAGCUAAGGACCCUGAGCUGACUAACGCCCCUGGUUACCGUGCUGCUGAAGCCUAUGUGCGCCCAACGCCCACAGUGGUGUACGGUGACGUUGUGUCCACUGGAUUUGACUUGAAACAAUGCACAUAUGUCCUCAAGGUUAAAGCACAGAAAGCUGCACCUGAUGACGCCCCUACAGUUGUGUUCUUGCCCGAAUAUCAUUUCCCCAAGGACCAGUGCCAAGUAGCUGUGACUUCAGGCAAGUGGGAGCUAAGCAUAGAGGAAGACGAGGGCACGCCACUUCAGAUGCUCAAGUGGUGGCAUACAGAGGGCGAACAGAACCUCAAAGUUUCGGGUCUUGCACGGAAAUACAAUGUUCCUGUAGGAUCUGAAGAGGAUGCUGGUUAUCUGGAGCAGUGCCAGCAGGGCUAUGGGUUUAACUUUGGAAGCUGCAGUGUUAUGUGA